Messenger RNA from Ixodes scapularis (black-legged tick), 918 nucleotides. RefSeq lists its product as uncharacterized. NCBI's taxonomy places the organism in Eukaryota, Metazoa, Arthropoda, Arachnida, Ixodida, Ixodidae. Bases 1 to 918 code for a protein of 305 amino acids. The transcript is spliced from 2 exons. The record is from RefSeq and is a predicted model, not a curated record.
AUGGGAACCGGGAAACGCGAAAAAUGGGUCUGUCGCACGUGCCGAUUGCGUGAAAGCAGAUUAGGCGUCAGCGAGGAGGCUGCGUCAGCAUCGCAAGAAGAUACCGUGUCCGCGCAACUUGCCGCAAUAAGCCAAAAACUUGAGCUUCUUCACACUUUGAAAGCAAACGUUGACCGGCUCUGUGACCUCCCGGCAAAAGUAGACGACCUUUUGUUAUUGAAGCCAUCUGUUGAUGCAAUGAAGGUAACGAUCUCGAGUCUUCAAGAUUCUGUUCGCAAAUGUGAAUCCAUGAUGAAGCUUGUUCAGCAGAACGAUCAAGAAGUAAAACUACUGCGAUCAGAAGUUGGAGCGCUACAAGCAACAGUGUCCAAUCAAACUUCUAUGAUCGAACAACUACAGACAAACUUAAACUCCACUGAACAAUACAGUAGGAGGUGCAACAUGGAAAUUCAUGGCAUUCCUAUCACAGAUGACGAAGAUGUGAAGGUAGUUAUCGAAGACCUUGCCGAGAGACUGAACAUCGGUAGACACCAUCCUGCCGAAGUGGUGGCUUGCCACCGCCUGCGCUCGAGGCGCGAGGGGGCGGCCCCCAUUUUGGUUCAGUUCUCCUCGACGUCUGUAAAAGAAAAGUGGAUGAGUGCUCGGAAGAAGUUGGCCACGCUUCUUCGGCGGAGCAAGUUCCUGGAUCUGUGGCUCGAAGCUCUUUCAACUAAAGCAGCCGACAAUAUCGUCUGGGGCAACCGCUCGACCACCUCCACGAUCGCCAUCUUGAUCGCCAUCUUCAUCGUCAUUCUGAUCCGACGGCCGGCCUCUUCGCCUCGUCCUUUUGAGGUUACUUCAGUGCUGGGCUUGCAGCCGGGCCUUUGGAUUCACCUACUCGGCGCAAACGUCAACGCAAACUUCAGCGCAUGGUCAUAA